Messenger RNA from Daphnia pulicaria, 706 nucleotides. RefSeq lists its product as uncharacterized. The transcript has 3 exons. NCBI's taxonomy places the organism in Eukaryota, Metazoa, Arthropoda, Branchiopoda, Diplostraca, Daphniidae. The coding region runs from base 117 to 431 and encodes 104 amino acids. The record is from RefSeq and is a predicted model, not a curated record.
GCUUUCUCACCCCAACAGCUCUUGUAUAAAAGCGCCAGUUUUCAACUUCAAUCGACACACAACUUCUUCAACUGUUUUACCAACAACAACUCCAACUCACAUCUUCCUAGCAUACAAUGGCUUCUAAGCUGAUUUUAGUUACCUUGUGCCUGGCUGCAGUCAUCGCCACCGUUUCGGCUCGUCCCCGAUUCUUGGCCGUUCCACUUGAGGACAUUCAGUUCAUCAAUGGACUUCCUCAAAUUAUCCCUCACGCCCAACACCGUAUUGUCCGCCGUAGCCCCCAACAACCAUUGCCUCAUCAAGAUCACGAAACUGCAGCAUCCGGCAGCUAUCCCAGCGGAGGUAGCGACAGCGUCGAUUAUGGAGCAUACACUGGCUCAUAUGGUGCUUUCGGCUGGUAUUCUGACCACCCCGUUGGAAACCAUUAUUAAAAACUGAUCGCUACGAUCUCCACGAAAAAUCCUAAAAUGUUCUGUUGAACAUUACACCGAUAAAUGACCGUGUCCCAUCAUCCAGCAACCAAUUACUUGGUUGCUUUGUUGUUUUAAAUCUAUUUUGAUAUUUUCAAACGUUUUGAACUUUUGACACUGCUGAGCAGUCGAUUGUUUCACUACCAUCUUUCCCUCCAAUUUUCUGUGUGCAUUAUUCAUUUUGAACUGCAACAAACCAUCCUAUUGCGGAAAAAAUACAUCACCCACAAACAUCA